Drosophila obscura is the source of this 1148-nucleotide messenger RNA. RefSeq names its product ecdysteroid-regulated 16 kDa protein (gene Npc2b). The transcript has 3 exons. Gene Ontology annotation, biological process: intracellular cholesterol transport. Gene Ontology annotation, molecular function: sterol binding. The coding region runs from base 161 to 640 and encodes 159 amino acids. Lineage: Eukaryota; Metazoa; Arthropoda; Insecta; Diptera; Drosophilidae. The record is from RefSeq and is a predicted model, not a curated record.
CAGGUUUCAGUUGCCGAUCGCCGUCAGUCGCACUGGAAGUACAAGCUCCGUAGCUCCGUGUAAAAAGUCAAGCCAACAACUCAAAUUGACGACAAUUGCUGUGGAAAUUGCCACAAGUAAAAGUACUCGCACAACGACCAACGACAGCAGAAGCAGCAAAAUGAAGCUCAACUCUGGACUGUUUUUGAUCUGCGCCGCCCUGCUGGGAUGCUCGACAGCCACUGAGGUCAGGCCCUGCCCGAAAUCCAAGUCCAAGGCCCUGAGUUCCAGUGAUGUGUCCAUCUCCAAUUGUCCCAAGAGCCGGUGCAUACUGAAGCGCAACACGGAGGCCAGCAUUAUGAUGAAAAUUCGGCCAGAGCGCGACUUCCAGGAGCUCACCUCGGACAUACAGGGCAUCAUUUUGGAUGUGCCACUGCCCUUCCCCGGCUACUACGGCACCAGUGCCUGUCCGCAUAUCUACGACGAGGCUGGCGAGAAACAUGUGGGCUGUCCGCUGAAGGCCGGCCAGAACUACACCUACAAAAAUAGCUUCAAGAUUCUGCCCCUUUACCCCACCGUCAGCCUGGAGAUCCACUGGGGACUAGGCGACAAGCAGGGCGAUGCGGCCUGCUUCCAGAUACCCGCCAAAAUCAAAGCCUAGACAGAGAUCAAAGAGAUUGUUAAGCGAUGUUAGCGUUUAUUAAGGUUGAAUCUCUUAAAAUCUGCAUAUUUGCAUAUCAUAGUAAGUUAGGGAUUAAGUACGGUUAAGUGAAUGAAAGCAAAGCAAAGUUCUUGAUGUGUGUGCCAAUAUUGCGGCAUCCAGCCAGUGACGCAAUAUUGUGCCUGAAGAGUAACCCAAACCCCCCACCCGCCCACUGAUCUGUUCGAUCAGUUGUGAGGUGUGUUCUACAUAUAUAUGUAUGUGUAUAUGCAUGCAUGUAUGUAUGUAUGUAAUAAUAAAAACCAACAACAACAAAUUCUACGCAAAGGUUUCAUUUACAUUUUGAAUUCAAUAAAAUGGAACACUCCUCCCCCCCCAAUUAACCUGAUCUGCUCUCGCGCUCUCUCUCUCUCUCCCGAUAUGAUCUGUUUAAUUAUUUGCAAUUUAUUCUUAAUUGCUGGCCAACAUGCAAUGAUGAUGGUGGUGCAAUAAAUAUCGUUUCAUCUUC